This is a messenger RNA of Rhododendron vialii, 2227 nucleotides long. RefSeq lists its product as uncharacterized. NCBI's taxonomy places the organism in Eukaryota, Viridiplantae, Streptophyta, Magnoliopsida, Ericales, Ericaceae. The coding region runs from base 284 to 2011 and encodes 575 amino acids. The transcript is spliced from 6 exons. Gene Ontology annotation, molecular function: protein binding. The record is from RefSeq and is a predicted model, not a curated record.
AUGAUCUGUGUAACUUCAUCUGUGCUAUUGUGCAUAGCACAGCUGACAGAAUUUGGCGGGAAUUCAUGAACAGUUCCCACCGGAUAAAAGAAGGCUUCGCAAAAAAAGCAGGCCAACUGGACAAGGGAAUUAGGUUUUUGUGAUUUUUGAAGUAUCGGUGAUGGGGGUCUCCGCAGCAUAGCAUUCGGCCACUUCUACUGAAAUCAAACCCUUUCCACCGAAAUCUACAGGGUUUCAUUAGUUUUAUGUACCAAGAGCUUAUUUUACACCCCAAACGAAGAAGAUGAGUAAUGGUGACGCAGAAAUAAGUAUUUGUAAGAGGCAAAAAGUUGCCCUAAAUGAGCAAAUUGAUAGGAUUAGCAGCUUGCCGGAUCCCAUACUGGCCCACAUACUCUCACUUUUGCCAACAGAAGAUGCUGUAAAGACGAUCCUGAUUCGGAGAUUUGGAAACCUCUGGACUUACAUUCACAACCUUGACUUUGAUGUUUGCUUGUAUCACGAAUGCAGCGGGAAAUAUUACGAAGACACAGUAGACGAAGAGAGGUUGAUUAACUUGAUUCGUCAUGUACUCAUUCUCCAUCAGCGCCCUGAUAUUCAUAGAUUCUGUCUGAAGCUUGAGCUGUACUUAUGGUUUAGCAGGUUUACACCUGGCCACUUGGAGCUUGCUAAUGAGAUUGAUACAUGGAUUCGUUUUGCUCUGAGAAAGAAAGUUAAUGUUCUUGAACUUGAUUUCAAGGCAUGUGGAAACUCUGGCCCCGAAGGUUUCCAUAAGUUGCCCAACGUUGUUUUCAUUAGUGAUUAUCUUACAGAGCUGAAGUUAGUCUAUUGUCGUGUGGAACCACGAGAGCCCAUUCAGCUGGUGUCACUCAAAUCUUUGUCUCUUAAUGGCAUACUGAUAUGUGACAAAACAAUGUUUGAAAUAUUAUCUGGUUGUCCAGCGCUUGAGAGUUUGUUCUUAUACGAGUGCUACGGAUUGCGUAAGCUGGACUUCACAUCUGUAAAUCUAAAGAAUGUGGUGAUUGAGCUCGACUGCCAUGACAGUUCAAGACUAGAAGUUUCUUGCCCCUAUGUAACGUCGCUAAAUAUCUCAGGGAUAGAGCGCACGGAUCUCUGUAAUGUGUCAUCUAUAGUUGAUGCUGCUCUUGAGUUCGACAAUCGUUUUUUUGAUUGUGCUCGUGGUGAAUAUCGUGAGGUCAAAAUGCUUUUUGAGCAGCUAUAUGAUGCCGAGGUCUUUACACUGUUUACUAGGGCUAAUGGGCUAUCCUGGUAUGGGAACGAUUUGUUUCAUAUAGAUUGUGUUUUGGCUAUUGGAAUCUUUGAACACCUGAAUUCUAUGGUGCCUUUGUUUGUUUUUCGGCACAUUUACUCGCAAGCACCAUUCUCCAUCCGGCUCGCCUUUGUCAACAAGGCUUAUUUUGAAAGGAAGGGUGGGCCUGGUGCCUCUUAUUGGCCCACAUGUCACCUCACGGGCCUGAACCAUGGUGGACAACACCCUCAUGGAGAUACACGGAUGGUUUUCACAAUAUGGGCGCUGAUCAGAAGUCCUUGCCCAUCCAUGAAUUGGAGGCGUUUAGUUCUUAAGACGAUGCUGACCAAGUGGCACUUCCCUGGGAUCGCUAGCUUACUGAGAAAUUCCCCCGAUCUGGAGAUGCUUGAUAUACACAUACAGCCUGGCACUAAACCCUUUUGUAUUCUCGAUGAACGGUGGCUGAUGGAAUAUGAGAUUGAUGGAGACAACUUCUGGGAUUUGCAGCGUUCAUCUUUCCAUUGUCUUAGGAGCCACCUCAAGACUAUCAGAAUACACAGCUUCAAAAUCAAGUCAUGUGCUGUUAAACUGGUGCACUUCCUGCUGAGAAAGGCUUGUGUCUUAGAAAAACUGGUGAUUGAAACUGACUGGGUUUCGUAUCCCGACGAGGAAAACCCGUUCACGUCAGAGACAUGGAAGGAAUUUUCUGAAGAUAUACGUUCUUGUCCAAGAGCCUCUCCCCAAGCUGUUAUUUUGAUCUCUUGAAAGAUGCUAUGGCUCACCAAAAUGCCUAUGAUGUGUUUGGUAUUUCUAGCUGUUUGUCAUGUUUGCUUUUCACAUGAGCUUCACGCUUUGAUCGCGUCUACACCUUUUCCCUGCUGUUUUGACAUUAGUAUUAAGUGUGGAUCAUAGAUUUGCCAUGCCGAGGAAAUUACUUCUAUUGUGAUAUGUAUCUGUGUUUUUUUUGUGGAUAACCACCUA